Ceutorhynchus assimilis (cabbage seed weevil) is the source of this 2559-nucleotide messenger RNA. Lineage: Eukaryota; Metazoa; Arthropoda; Insecta; Coleoptera; Curculionidae. The record is from the annotation of a GenBank genome assembly.
AUGUCUACCUCGUCUUAUCACACCUCGAGAAGUAAACAACCAAUUCCUCCGGUUCGUCAUAGAUCUUCUUCGGCAGUACGUUCGGGAACUAAUUCGUACAACAGCAGACCUAGAAGUGUCGGGUACUACGGCAGCAAUUCUAACAACCCUUACGGAAGUAAUUCCAGCAACCAUUAUGGAAGUAAUUCUAGCAACCCUUAUGGAAGUAAUUCUAAUUCUUAUGGUGCUUAUAGCUCUCCUUACAACAGUUCGUUAUCCUCUUAUGGCGGAUAUAAUUCUUCUUAUGGAUCAAGCUAUCAAAGUCCGUAUUUCCCGAAUGGUUAUCGCGGCUCUACGGGAUCCAGCGGCUAUGCUAGCUUAACGAUUCCUGCUAAAUCAUUGACAAAUGUUUUGACGCAGAAUUAUUCCAAAUCGUACGAUAAUAAUCGAGAUUAUAUUAAGAAUGAUGCUGCUAGAAGGUCCAGGCGUGAACAACUUGCCAGAGGCAAUAGCUAUCGAGAUAGAUCAGUUUCGAGAUCCAGAAGCUCAUUACCUGGUAGUGGAAUGGGUAGCAGAUCUCUUAGUUUGACUUCGUUGAAUUCUGAAGGAUAUAUUAGUGGUUCUGAAAGGAGUAGUCGAUCACGUAUCAGCAGUACCGUAGACAUAAGAAACGAAAACGGUGAAAUAGAUUAUAAAAAAUUAUACGAAGAGCAGCUGGUAGAAAACGACAGGCUAAAAGACAAACUGAGAAAAUCUGACGAAGACUUGAAAGAAACCAAGCUAACCUUAGAAAGAAUAAAUCUAGUGACUAGUAAAAAUUCUCUAUCCGAAUUAGAAAAAAGAGAAAGAAGAGCCAUGGAACGAAAGUUGAGCGAAAUGGAAGAGGAACUAAAGCAAUUGCAAAAAUUGAAAGCCGAAAACGAAAGACUAAAGGCGGACAACCGGUCUUUGACGCGAGUGGUCAACAAACUCACCAAUUCGGCUAAAAAAUAGAAUUUGGAGAAUCUUAAGUCCGAGAACCAGAGAUUGAAAGACGAAAACGGAGCCCUCAUCCGGGUAAUCAGUAAACUGUCAAAAUAGCAUAAGUCCUAACUUUAUCUAUCAGUUUUUUUUUGUUUUUUUGUUAUUAGUAUGUGUAUUCUGUAUGCAUUUUAGGGCGAGGGCCAAAAGUUGAGUGUAAUUUUUUGACGCGUAUUAAGACAAAAAUUUUUGGCCCACGCUCUACUAUUUUAAGAACCUUCACUGUAUUUAUUUUUUAGAAUUAUUUAUCGUUAAAAAAUUUUGUACAUUUUUUGAAGUAUUAGUGUUCUUAUUAUUAUUAUUAUUAUUAUUAUUAUUGAUUGUUGCAUCGGGGGUGACCUCCUUUGCUGCUUGACCCUUUCCGACCCCCUUGUUUGCUAUAUUUAUUUUUUUAUUUUGUAUUUAUUAUUGGCAGGAUUUAUGUUGAUCAUGAGAUUAUGAGAUUUUCCGAAUUUUGACUGUUUGACAUCUGAGAGAAUAGGAUGGAAGUCCCAGGUUCCACGAUCAUCAUCCAGUUAAUGUAUGAAUAAUUGUUUAAUAAAGUUAUAAAAAUGCCAAUAGGAAUUGGUGAAUCAAAAACUUGACAUCAUACAUCAACUAGAUGACAAAGUGGUCCACUACCGCUCCGACUAUCUCUUGCUUCAAAAUAAUUAUGGGAGAGAUUUUUUCCCCAAAUUUUGUAUUGCUUAAUUUUUGUUGUGAUAGUUAACAAAAAAUAAAAAAAUUCCUUGUGAUUUUUCGCGUCCCGCUAACACUUUCAUGUAUGCCUUGAUUAUUUGCAUUUCCUUUUUUUUUUAUUUUAGUAUUUAUUUAUCUUAUAUUACUUGCUGAUUUCAUCAUCACAAUUUGUAGUGAUACAAGUUAUUCUUGACACAUAUUAUCGACAAAUAAAUUUUUCCUAUAAUGUAAGUGUUGUUCGAGUUUGCAGUCAAUUAUGUAAGAUAAAAUUUUGAAUACAUUGUUCAAUAAUUAGAUAUUAAAAGCGCAUCUUUGUAAGGUUCCAAUGAUUUUCUGAUUACAAUGUAUUAUGAUACAUAAUUAUGGUGCUAAUUUUUUGCAAUUAUUCAUUGUUUCUGUGUUUUUUUUUUUUUGCUUAGCUAUUGUUUUUGGUAGAAAUUAUUGUAACUACAAUUGCCAAUUUCAUUAAAAAAAAAUCAUCAUUGGCAACUGUAUAAUUUAUUUUGUGUUUUGUUAACGAGAAAAAAAAAAUAUGUUGUGUCUUGUUCCUUGUUUUUUCGUCGAACUAUGUGCCUUGCUUCAUACAUUUUUAUGAUUAUAUAAAGGUCUGUUCCAACACGUCAAAAACCAUCCAAUGAACGGUUUUAAAACCACUCUGUAUACGAAUUUCGGAUUCUAUGGGCAAAUUUCAGGUUUUGCGCAGAAUCGUGACGGUACAUUGUACGGUUUCCUGCUGUGUUGAAACAAAGCUUAAAUGUCUAUUUUUGUGUAAAAUGAUUUUUGGAAAAAAAUUCACUUUUUUUUUGUUAGAUGAUCCUAAAUUUUGUGAAUAGUGAUUUUAUAUAGCUGAAUAUUUAAUUAAAAAUUUUGAAUCUUGAAAAA